Messenger RNA from Labeo rohita (rohu), 3356 nucleotides. It is a transcript of the gene ifit10, whose product is annotated as interferon-induced protein with tetratricopeptide repeats 10. Gene Ontology annotation, biological process: defense response to virus. Gene Ontology annotation, cellular component: cytosol. The coding region runs from base 764 to 2188 and encodes 474 amino acids. Gene Ontology annotation, molecular function: protein binding. NCBI's taxonomy places the organism in Eukaryota, Metazoa, Chordata, Actinopteri, Cypriniformes, Cyprinidae. The transcript is spliced from 2 exons. The record is from RefSeq and is a predicted model, not a curated record.
AUAUACGAAGAAAAGUAAACAUAAAUAUUGUCAGUGGCUGUAUCAGAGCUCUGCUGUUGAACGUUUGCCUGAAUUGCUUGUUUGUGUUUAUUUCCUGUUGUACAAACGUCUUAUACUUUUAUGAAGGCUCUUAUUGUUUAUUAAAUAUUACUGUUCAAUAAAUAAUCAUUCAUAUCAAUAAUAGUAGUAUUUAGUAGUAGUAUUUGAAAUUGAGAAACAAUCUGGGUGUUAGUGAUGGUGAUUUUGACUUUAGUGCAGGUUACAUUAUUACACCACUAGAUGGCGACAAAACUGUCUUUAUUAGUGAGUCCGCAGCAAACUUUUACUUUAAACAACAUCUAUAUGUAUGUAUGUGUGUGUGUGUGUAUUUUAAGUCCACAUGCCACUAUAUAUAAAUACAAUAUAUAUAUAUAUAUAUAUAUAAUAUAAAUAAACACACAAAAAAAUCAUUCAUAUGAACAGUUUUGUUUUGUCAUUGUCUCUUAACUGAAAGUGACAGUAAAAGACAGAAAUAAAUAUGCAAAAGAAGCAUUACAUCUAGACAGCCUUUAUUUAACUACCAAAUAUUGUACUUCAUUUGAGGUGGCCUAAGCUCUCUAGCUUCUGCUAUGUCUCUCUCACUCUCCCUUCAGCCAAGGUUUCAGUUUCCAUUCUGAUUUUGACACUCCCAUCUCUAGGAGAGGUCAAUAAAGCCUGCACAGCCUUCCUCAUCUGAAACAGUUUGCUUCUGAAACAUUUAUCGUACAGACAUCCCAGAUAAGGUAUGGAUCCUGAAAGAACUCUGAGAACAAAACUUCACCAGCUGGAAUGCCACUUCACCUGGGCUCUGCUGAAAGAUGAUAUAGAUCUAAAGGAUGUUUUCAACAGGCUGCAAGAACAGAUUAAGUUGGACCUCACAAAGAAAGAUGGACUUGCCCGAACUUACAGUGCUUUGGCAUAUAUCCAGUACCUUUUGGGGUUUCACGAGGAGGCACAUAACAACCUCAUGACAUCCAUGGAGCUACACAUGGAAUGCCACGGGGAUGAAUUUCAUAAGACUCUCAUUGUCACUUAUGGAAACCUUGCCUGGUUAAACUACCACAUGAAGAACUACACAGAAUGUGAAAGCUACCUGAAGAAGCUUCAAAAGAUAAAUGAAACCCUUCCAACUGACUUAUCAGUUCCAGCAGUGCUUGGUGAGAAGGGAUGGACUUUUCUUAAAUUCUCACGCAAAUAUUAUGAAGGAGCUAAAGAAUGUUUCAGGAAGGCUUUAGAACAGGAACCAGAGGAAGGCGAAUGGAAUGCUGGUUAUGCCAUUGCACUGUAUCGCACUGAAUAUGAGAGUUUCACUUUGGAGGAUUCACCUACAAUAAAACAACUGAGACGGGCCAUUGACACAAAUCCAGAUGAUGACGUUCUCAAAGUCCUCUUAAGCAUGCGACUGAUUAUUUACAAGAGGUACAACGAGGCUGAAAGCUUGGUAGAGAGGGCUUUAGAAAGAUCUCCAGAUCACCCACAUGUCAUGAGAUAUGUUGCGAAAUUCUUCAGGAAUCAAAAAAGUGUGGACAGGUCAGUUGCUCUUUUGAAGCAAGCGCUUGAACGCUCACCCAAUUCGAGUUUCAUACAUCAUCAGUUGUCUCUUUGCUAUAAGCUGAAGAAAAUCCAACUGCUGCGGGAGCGAAGUCACCAUACCAAAGGGUCAAGAGUUCAACAGAUUCGCGAUCAAUGCAUCUAUCAUUUAGAAAAGGCCACCAGCCUGACGGCCUCCUUCAUUUCUGCAAUGAGUGAUCUAGCGUUGCUGUACGGAGAGAACCAGGACAUAGAGCGGGCUGAGGAGCUGUUUCGGGUCACUUUUAAAGCAGCUGAAGAGAAAAACGACAAUCUACAUGUGGUCAACUUUUACUAUGCUGAAUUCCAGCUGUACUGCCACAAAUGUGAGCCGUUAGCUAUCAAACACUUCAUGGAAUGUCUAAAGAUGAGCCCAGAUUCAGUCGAAGGGAAGAGAAGUGCCUACAAUUUAAAGAAGAUCGCUGACAAACGGAUUCAGAGAAACUCACUGGAAGGGGAGGCUUACGGGAUACUAGGGUUCCUUCAUAAGGUAAAAGGGGAGAAACGUCAAGCCAUUGAGUGCUAUGAGAAAGCUCUGAGUUACGAAGACAAUGAUGAGUUCCUCAGUAACCUUAGUGCACUCAGACUGUCCUUACAGUGAAGUCAUUUUACACAUAUUAUGAACACAUAUUAUGCGCUUACACUAUUAGAUCUACAUUAUGUAAUAUGCAUUUGAUUGUGCUUCAUGUACUGACACUUCAUGGCUAUUUAUUAUGUAACUGUACAAUGGAGAUUAAGUCAGAAAAAAUGAUCAGAAAAUAUAUAAUGUAUUGUAUCUGUUGAUGUUCUAAGAUUAAACUACUAUAGGCCCAACAUCACUGGCUAAAAAUAUUUUACAGUAUUACUAAACUGUGAUUAUCCAAAAGGCACUUUACACUAAGAGCUUAAAUGUUUAAAUAAAAUUCAUAAUGUAUAUAAUGCUUGUUUGUCUGUUUUUUCACAAGCAGUUGUUUGUACAGGUAAUGAGGGCCAUAAGAAAGGUGAAUGUAAUUAUGCAUUUCAGUGUGACAUGACUUUUCUUCCAUACAUCAGAACUCCUUGGAACAAACAAGUAAAAUUAUAAGUGAAGGAUCCUUAGAUCCUUACAUGCAAAUUAUUGUGUUGUGUUUAAAUUUUAUGUUUGUUUUUAAUUUCAUUUAUAAUCAUUUAUUUACAUAAUCAUUUAAUAAUCAUUUUAUAAUCAUUAAUCAUUCACAUAAUUCAUAUUUAAUUAUUUAUUUGAUUAUUUAAGUAUUUAUCAUUUAUUCAUAUAUAUUAUUCAGUUAUAUGUUUUUAUAUUUUAUAUUUCUUAUUAUUUUCCUUGCUUAUGUAUUUUCAUUAUUGUUCAGUUCCAUGAUUGUGGGGUUUCAUGAAUUGUUUGGUCCAAGAAAUAGAUAACGGGGAUGUUUAUGGAAAUUCAAGGUUUAUGGGAUGUUGAAUCCGUUUGAUAUAUCAUUGUUCUUUGAGCUGUACUCCUCAGACGAAGUUUGAACAUUGAGACAUACGCAACUAAAACUGUUCAAUAAAUUCUAUUAUACCUUUUUUACCAUCAUCACUUCGUCUCCUGCUUCUGCUCUUUUCUGGCUUUCAUCGAUCAACUUCAUAACUGACAGAAACCUGCUCGUUAGUGGGGUUGGGGUAACUACAGCUUGCUGACUAGUUGUUCCGUUACCAAAAGACUGAUAUAUUUCUGACGGGAUCUGGUGUCCGGGGCUGGAUCCUGAUUGUCUGGCGUGUGGACCUGAUCUAACAUAAGUAAAUGUAUGUUGUACAUUCCCUCCCUAAAAGAU